Blepharisma stoltei is the source of this 555-nucleotide messenger RNA. The record is from the annotation of a GenBank genome assembly. NCBI's taxonomy places the organism in Eukaryota, Ciliophora, Heterotrichea, Heterotrichida, Blepharismidae.
AUGUAUGAAACAAAUAGAUUACCACUUGCUUACACUGCAACACUUAAGAAAGGAGCGCUUGGAUCAUUAAGGUCGACUGCAGAUGGAAUUUUCUCUAGAAAUGAAAUCUUGCCCUUCUUAAACAAGAAGCCAAUGUCUAUGACUGAUCUUCGGAAAGAAGGAAUAUUAGACCCGCAAGCAUCAUUGGAAAAUUCAAGAGUUGCUGUAAAAGUUUUUCAUAAAAAUUCUGAAUCUUGUGACCUCUGGAAAACCAAAUUAUCUAAAAUUAAUCAAAUGAUGACUUCGUCACGCAAAGAUGGUUACCCUUAUAACAUGUUCACACCUCUUGGCCCUCAUAUAGAAGCUCCUAAUAAAAACCGGAACCCAAAAUUUUACAGAUCACUUUCUUCUGAUGGUUGGGCUUUUCAUAAAGAAAUGGGGGAGUUUAAUUACUUUAAUAUUACUUACAUGAAAAAUAACUCCUGUUUUCCAUUUGUUCAAAAAAAACCAUUAAAUAGGCAAAAGCAAGUUGGAGUAAAGCCAGCGAGAAAACUAGAAAUUAAGAAGAAAAAAUAG